Molecule: messenger RNA, 960 nt
Organism: Manihot esculenta (cassava)
Lineage: Eukaryota; Viridiplantae; Streptophyta; Magnoliopsida; Malpighiales; Euphorbiaceae
Exons: 2
Coding region: 105-752 (215 amino acids)
Source: RefSeq, a predicted model, not a curated record
UAAAAACCCACACAUCAAUUUCUGAUUUGUCAACACCAUUAUAACUUGGCAACGAAGUAAAACAUUGCUACAAGAAGGGAAGGAAAAGAAGUUUUUUGGAAGAAAUGAAGCUCGUUUGGUCCCCUGAAUCUGCCCUAAAGGCCUAUGUCGAAACUGUUAAAUCAUGUGAGCUUUGUCGUGAAUCCAGUGUGGCUGAGCUUGUUUCGGCCAUGGCUGCAGGAUGGAACGCUAAACUUAUCGUAGAAACGUGGUCACAAGGUGGAGUUAUUACCACAAGCGUUGGCUUGGCCAUUGCAAGCCGUCUCACAGGUGGAAGACACGUUUGUAUAGUCCCUGAUGAACAGUCAAGAUCCAAAUAUGCAGAAGCCAUGGAGAAGGCUGGGAUGUCACCAGAAAUCGUUGUUGGGCAACCAGAGGAGGUUAUGGAGAGGCUAGAAGGCAUUGAUUUCGUGGUGGUGGACUCGCGGCAAAAGGAGUUUGCUAGAGUGUUGAGGCUAGCAAAGCUCAGCAACCAAGGUGCAGUUCUGGUGUGCAAGAACGCUAGCUCAAGAAGUUCAAGUUUCAGAUGGAGAGCAGUUGUUGAAGGAGGGUCCCGGCGACUGGUCAGGUCUGUGUUUCUGCCGGUCGGAAAGGGACUUGAUAUCGCGCAUGUAGCUACAAGUGGGGGAAAUUCAGGAUUAAGCAAGGGAGGCAAAAGAUGGAUCAAGCACAUAGAUGCACAAUCUGGGGAGGAACAUGUCAUCCGAAAGUAGUUUCCCAGAGGAGAUGAUGAACUUAUUUCUUGCUGGUUUUUCAGAGAAUUUAAACUUGUAAAUACUUUUUCUUCUGCUUCCCCUUUUUGCCUCUCCUUUUAGACUUGGAAAGGUUUCUGUUCAUAGAUAUGAUUCGUAUGAUCCCCAAAAGAUAUGAUUUCAUUUUCACCAUCUAGAUUUCAUGUGUAAAGUUAUUUGCCCUUGCCCA